AUGGUGGAUUCCGAAAAGAUGGACGAGGGUGAUUCGCCUGUUUACUUGCCCGUCAAGUCUGAGCAGCAGCAGAGCUCAAUUCAAAAAACAGCUUCGCGUGGUUCUGGCAAUAUCGAGAGAACAUGGUCCCUGAACGAUGGCUACAGUGUUACUGGUGGGGUUGACGAUAACGAGCACGGCAAUGGCAAAGAAAUCGGCCAAUCUGAAGAGCCAGGAUCUGAUACAGAAAUUAUUGUCAAAUGGGACGAGAACGACCCGGGAAAUCCAAGGAACAUGAGCCUGGGCAAGAGGUGGCUCAUCACCAUUUUUGUCUCUCUCGGCUCGAUUUGCGUAACCUGUACUUCCUCUAUGUAUGUGAUGACUUACAAGCAAAUCACCCAGGAGUUUGGAUGCUCGACCGAGGUGGCCACUGUUGGCCUGACUACCUACAUCUUCGGCCUCGGAGUUGGCCCAUUAUUCCUGGCUCCUCUAUCCGAGUUUUACGGACGCCGCAAGAUCUACCUGGUCUCCUUUACGCUCUUUCUCAUCUGGAUGAUUCCAUGUGCCGUGGCCCAAAAUAUUGAGACGAUGCUCGUGGUUCGCUUCUUCAGUGGUUUGUCCGGUGCAGCCUUUUUGAGUGUUGCUGGAGGCACCGUGGGCGACAUGUUCAAUCGCCAUGAGUUGGCGGGCCCCAUGAUGCUGUACACGGCGAGUCCUUUCGUGGGGCCUGAGCUUGGUCCUUUGCUUGGGGGUUUCAUCAAUCAGUAUACAACGUGGCGCUGGACCUUUUAUACCCUUUUGAUAUGGGCCGCUGCCCAAUUAGCAAUACUGUACUUCUUCGUGCCAGAGACAUAUCACCCAGUACUCCUGCAAAACAAGGCCGCCAAGCUGCGUCAAGAAACGAAAGACAACAGAUACAUUGCACCUAUCGAAAAACUGAACAAGUCCAUCGCUCAGACAGUCCUUCGUUCCUGCUAUCGGCCCAUGCUGCUUCUGACCCUCGAGUCCAUGUGCGCAUGCCUAUGCCUCUUUUCGGCCGUCCUGCUAGGGAUUCUAUAUCUUUUCUUUGGCGCGUUCAACACGGUUUUUUCCACUGUCUACGGGUUCAAUCAAUGGCAGGUUGGACUCUCCUUUAUGGGGAUCUUUGUCGGCAUGCUGUUUGGAAUCUCGUCGGAUCCGCUGUGGCGCAAGAACUAUCAGCGUCUAGAGGCCAACCAUAUAAAGGUAGUCGGAGAGAGAGGGGAGUCCAUGCCAGAAUGGCGUCUUCCGCCAGCUAUUGGCGGUGCGCCGUUUGUCACUGUUGGCAUCUUCAUCUUUGCGUGGACUACGUAUUCUCAUGUCCACUGGAUUGUGCCCAUUAUCGGCACUGCCUUUUUCGGUGCAGGAGUCGUUCUGGUCUACUCGGGCAUCUUCACGUUCCUGGUCGACGCGUACCCCGAAUUUGCAGCCAGUGCACUGGCCGCCAACAGUUUUGCGCGGUCUAGUUUCGGCGGUAUUUUCCCUCUCUUUGGGACACAGAUGUACGAUCGGCUUGGCAUCCAUUGGGCUUCUUCGCUGUUGGGAUUUCUGACGUUGCUGAUGCUCCCAUUUCCGUACGUAUUCUUCCGGUACGGCAAGGAUAUUCGCAAGCGCAGUAAAUUUGCGACUUCGAUGACUUGA
This is a messenger RNA of Talaromyces rugulosus, 1638 nucleotides long. RefSeq lists its product as uncharacterized. The transcript is spliced from 8 exons. NCBI's taxonomy places the organism in Eukaryota, Fungi, Ascomycota, Eurotiomycetes, Eurotiales, Trichocomaceae. Gene Ontology annotation, cellular component: membrane. Gene Ontology annotation, molecular function: transmembrane transporter activity. The record is from RefSeq and is a predicted model, not a curated record. Bases 1 to 1638 code for a protein of 545 amino acids. Gene Ontology annotation, biological process: transmembrane transport.